CCUGAGGCGCAACAGCGCUGUCACGUAGGCCAACAGUGCCACUUUCAGCAAAGCAUUCUUCCAGCCCUCAGCUCCCAGGCUGUCAUUCAAUCGGAGCGGAUCGGCAUCAUUUCACGCCCAUCUUCGGUAAGCUAUCGGAGGUCGCCUUCCUGGACGGGCGCUUUCUCCGAUGCCCAACAAACGGCUAACUUUGCCUAUGGGUUAGACCAAAGUCCACCUGUUUGGACUCGUGGUCUCAUCCUCAGAAAUAGGCCCAACGGCGAUCAUCAAGCCCUUCAUGCUGAGAUCGGCUCGCACGCUAACUCGUGGCCUUCCAUGGAGCACUACUUGCACGCCGCCCAAAGACAGCAAGACUAUCAGGGGGACCAAGGUCGAAGAUGGAGUAUGGACGCUGUUCGGCGUCCUGACUACAAACGCAAGCGCUCUUCCGUUCCAGACGGCAGAUUGUCAUGGGAUCAUUCGGAAAGUGGACUGGGCUCAGCUCCGCUUGCGUAUCGUCGACCAGGAGGUAGCCAGAGUUCUUUGAGCCGAUCACGAUCUACAGAGGUUCUGUCACGAGGACCUCUCACGCCCGGUUCGACUUCAAGACGCUCACCAGCAGAAACAGCAAGAAGCAUAUCUUCGCGAUCCAAUCCUCCUGGCUUCAGGUCAGAAUGGAGCUUUGCCAACAGCUACGUCAACAGCCCUGCCCAAGAGCCUAGCACCUUGCCAGCUAGCCCUCAGUCUCGUUCCAGACCAUUGUCAGCAAGUAUCCCUCGCGAUUCCAUUCUGUGUAGCCCUCUGACCCAGCCACAAGCGUGGUACGCAAGUCAUCCAGCACUUUUCGAAGAAGACGACGCAGCAUAUCGCUCAAACACCCCAGCCACCGUCCGACCAGUAUCUGGUGCGCUUCAACCGAUAAUGGAAAGAGCUUCGAUGGAUCAAGAUACCUCCUUGGCCGACUCUAGCGUCUUCUUCUACGAUCGAUUCCGCUUCUCCGGCGUCUCGAUCAGCUCAGAACCGAUCACAAGUCAUCCGAAAGGUAGCCCCCCGCCGAUUGCUCGGGUAGACCCUCUGACAUGGCCAAGAUAUACUGACGUGAGCUCGCAUGGUAACCCUACCGCCGGAUUCAAGCCGAAAGAAUUGAUUAUCACACGCUCGCCUAGUUUCGUUGCUAGCAAAGAACAUCGCACCUUGUCACGAUCUAGUUCGGUCCCUUUGCUUAGCUUGGUACCGGCGCAGCCAGAAGAAAGGAUACAGCGAGAGAGGCAAGCCAGAGCCGAUCUCGAGCUGGCUAGGCCUCAAUCUUCAGAUAGAGCCUACCUGGCAUCGACUCGAAGCUUCUAUCAGGGGGCAGUUCCUGCGCAGCAGAGUUCCGAAGGUUCGACACUGGCGUUUGAUAGCAGCGAAAAGAAGCGCGAUUCGACUCGUAUCGACGAAACAACAGAGAUUGUCGGUGAUUCGGCUAAAUCCAUUCCCGUUCCAUCAAGUUCCGAGCUACGACACCAUCGGUCCGUACCUGCAGAGAUCCACAUCUUUCGGCCUUCGAACCUCGCAGCGCUUCCGGUCGAGGAGGAAGAGUAUGGCCUCGUCAGCAGGUUUGCGCGGGGCUCACCGAGCCUUUCACCGCCCGAAUCCGAUCCGACAACAUCUACGUUACCGCAGACUUACACAUCGACUGUACCUGCUCCACCGAAACAUUUCAAGUCUUCUGCUGAGGUCGAAGCCGAUCAAAGUCUUGGCUCAUCCUCACUCUCGGCCCCGCGUUCCACCGCGUCAGCAGCUACACGCUCCAGUGAAACAAUUCACCUGGUUCAGUGGCAAGUUGCGACCACAGACUCCGGAGGCAUGAGAGAGUCGGAGGAAAUAUUCCGACCGCUCGGCCUGGCUCACACUUUAUGGGGCGCUUCAAGUGAAACAGGGCUGAUCAUGGGAGCUCUUGCCUCAACGGCGGUGGCCGAGGAGGCCAAAUCGCGUCGAUCCACGCUGGAACGGAUGCCAGAGACGCCACUGAAAGGACCCGCCAGUGGGAUGGAGUGGAACAAGCGGCCGGAGUCAGAUGUUGGGAACGGCACAGUUCGUGCUCCAGCAACAGGCGAUCGGAUUGGUCUGGGGAUUACUUUGCCGAUGCCGAGCAUCGGUCAGGAAGCAUCAUAUGUCGGUUACCCGGCAAUUCAACCCAGUGAACUAAGCAUACAAAGAAAGUAUUACAGCGAUCAACAGGUAGAUCGGACGAAGACGGGGACAAUCCCUUCGCAACAGUUCGAAAAAGCUAGCCUGCCGAGUGGCAUGGAUCGAUCGGUCCUCGAACUCGAACUUGAGCACGGCUCGAUCGAUGGCCAGAAUAGAAGGCGUGCAGGGGAAGGCACACCGUUCCAUGACGGCACUAGAAGCUCUUCUCUGCGACGUCACCACCAGCAGGGCUCGGGUGUUCGAGCAGUGCACGUUCGACAUUCGACGCCUCGUCUCGACACCAUUGCUGAUCAUCCUGCAAGACACUAUGCAAAUGAUCCUACUGUAGAUGGACUAGCCACUCCUUCUCCAAAGCCUGAAAGCGUCGGUGUGGCUGGACGAGCGGAUGUCGAAGUCACGCACCGUGACACAUCUGGAUCCGCCAAUGGCUGUCGUGUCGGAAAACUUCAUCUUUGCUUCCUCGGAACGCCUCUGGCCAUCUUCCUCAUCAUCUAUCAGGCGCUCUUCUUCACGUUUGAAGCGCCGUAUCUGUGGAUCGCAAUUAGCCCGGCGCUGCCUCUGAUAGCCGCUGCGCUAUUUGUGCUGCUUGACGCGCUGAUGAUACAUGUGCACCUCGUCCGCGCUUUGCCUAUACAAAUGCUGCUCUGCUUGCUCACGCUGACGAUUCUUCUGUCUUACUGCAUCGGCAUGUCAGUUUUGAUGAUUGCAAAGUUGGCCGACUCACCGGAUAGAGGAGUGUCUGCUCCAGGGAUUCACUUUGACCGUGGCCGCAGCAGCGCAAGCGGUAAAGAUGCUGUGCAAGAGACAUUACGGGACAUGCCAAUGCCUUUGUUGCUUGCAGUAAUUGGCAUUCUGGCCACUAUCAUAGGUGCUGUUGGGGGCAUAUGGCUUUGGUGGACAUCGUUGCACCGUCGUCAACGCGAUGUAUAA
This is a messenger RNA of Mycosarcoma maydis (corn smut), 3102 nucleotides long. RefSeq lists its product as uncharacterized. The transcript has a single exon. Lineage: Eukaryota; Fungi; Basidiomycota; Ustilaginomycetes; Ustilaginales. The record is from RefSeq and is a predicted model, not a curated record. The annotation marks the transcript as partial.